AUGGACACGUUAUCUAAUACAAAUACCCCCAAUAAAAAUGUAUUACUAGACAAGAUACAGAUUUUAAACUUAUUUAAAAUUCUUGAUAAUUUACCAUUUGAACCCAAAAGUGAUAAAGAAAUAUGGUAUAUAGUCAAUAAAGAGUUCAUAGAUAAUUUAAGAUACUAUGAGUGUGGAAAAAGUGACAGUUAUUCAAAUAUCAUAAACAAUAAAAUAUUUUUAGAAGAUUAUAAUAAUGUAAAUACAAAAAGUAGGAUUGUCAAAGAAUAUGAAAAUAGUAAUGGCGUGGGUUUUCUUCUAUACCCAGAAAAGGCUAUAGAAAUAUUAGAAAAACAUUUUAUCUUUGAUGUAAAAAUUCCAAGAGCAGUAUAUGCUUAUAAAACAAAUAGAAAAGAAAAAAUAAUAUAUAAGGUUGAUAUCCAACCAUUAAAAAUUGUUGUAUAUUCAAAAAAUCCUAAUGAGCAUUCUAAUCCUUCAAAAAUGAAAAUUGUGAUUUUAAGAAAUGAUACGGUUGAAAAUGUUUUAAAAGAGAUUGUUGGAACUGUCGAUAGUGGCACAUUCCGUAAGAAUUUAUUUUACUCAGACGAAUUAGACAACAAAAGAGAAAAGAAUUGGAAAGGCUUAUAUAUAUUUAAUUGUAUUGAAUAUGCUUUAUCAAAAAAAGUAUGUGAAUUUUCUAUUGAUGAGAAUUCUUGUUUAUUAAUAACUAGCGAAAGACCUGAUAUAAAAUGUAUAAUGAAUAGAAGUAAUAAUAAUGUAAGUUAUAGUAAAAAGGAAGGACAUAAUAGAAGGAUGGAAAUUCAUAGUGGAUUAAAAAAUAAUAAUAAUGAUGAUGAUGAAGAAAAUGAUUAUUUUGAUGACAACAACAAUAAUAAUAAUAAUAAUAGUAUGAGUGAGAUUGAAAAAAGAAGUAUUAGUUAUAUAUUUGAUAAAGGAGGUGAUCGUGGUCUUAUAAAUUUAGGAAAUACAUGUUUUUUAAAUUCAUCAUUACAAUGUUUAUCUAAGAUUUUAAAAUUUUCAAAUUAUUUUUUGAGUGGUUCUUUUUGGAAUCAUAUAAAUUAUUCAAAUCCAGUUGGUCAACAUGGAAGAUUAGCAAAAGCAUAUUAUGAGACGUUAACUGAAAUGUGGAAAAUUAAUAAAAGAGAUUGCCCUUAUGCACCUAAAGUCUUAAAAGAAGCGAUAAGUGAAAAGAGAGAUGAAUUUUAUGGAUAUCAACAACAUGAUUCACAAGAAUUGUUAGCAUUUUUAUUAGAUGGGUUACAUGAAGAUUUAAAUUUGAUUAGAAAAAAACCUUAUUAUGAAGAAAAGUUACAAGGAGGUGUUGAUAAAUUAGAUGUUGAUGUAGCUGAAGCUUCAUGGAAUAGACAUAAAGAAAUUAAUAAUUCUAUAAUUGUAGAUUUAUUUCAAGGUCAAUAUAGAUCAAGAUUACAAUGUCCUAAGUGUAAAAAAGUUAGUAUAACCUUUGAUCCUUUUAUGUAUUUAUCAAUUCCAUUACCUCCAAAAAAAAAUCAUCGAGUAUGGUUUCAUGUAAUACUUAGUCGAGAUAUUCCUAUUGCUAUUAGAUUUUCUUGUACAUUUAAUGGUUCUCAAGAAGUAUUAAAAUUAAAGAUUUUCUUUUUAAAUAUAAUAAAGAAUAUGAAAAACAAGAAAAGAAAUAUAUUAUUACAUAGUAAAUCCAUAAUCAAAAAUAAUAAAUAUCCUCAUGAGGGUAGCAAUGCAUUUAAUUUUCAUUCCAAGUUUUUAGAUGAUAAUAAAAAUGAUUUAUAUGACGAAAAUGAAUAUAACAACAACAACAAUAAUAAUAAUAAUAUUAAUAGUAAUAAUAUAAAUGAUGAUGUUAGUAAUUAUAUUAAAGCUUUAAAAAAUAAAUCAAAAAUUACCAACACUUUGAAAGAACAAGAUAUACAAAUCAUAUAUGAAAGUAUAUGUUCUAUGUGUAAUAUAUCAUCUAUUGAUGAAUUAGAAGUUAAUAAUCUUUGUUUUCUUUAUACAAAAUUAAAAAAUUUAGCAUGUAAUAAUUUUUUUCAAGUGUUAAAUAAUUCCGAUUUUGUAACAGAACCACAUACAAGAAAUGGUAAGGGAAUUAGUCAUAUCUUUGUUUAUAUACUUCCUAAAAUAUUUGGUCAUUUAAUUGAUAAAAAUAUUGAUUUAAAAGUAGAUGAAUGUCUAGAAGUAUUAACAAACUCGACUGUUACAACAAAUAAUACUAGUCUUAAAGAUGAAGAAGAUAUAAAUAUAAGAACAGAGACCAAUGAUAAGAAAACAGUAAAAAAUAAACAUUGUACUAAUAAAAUUGUAAAAAAAAGAAAAGGAUUAUUAUCCAACCCUUUAAGAAAAGGAACACUUGGACCAGAUCAUCAAAAAUAUUAUCAAGAAGAUGAUGUAGAAGAAAAUAUAGAAAAUACUAAUGAAAUAAAUAUACAACAACAACAAGAAGAUAAUAAAAUUAUAAAUAAUAAUCAUAAUGAUAAUAUUAAAAAAAAUUCAAACGAAUAUAUAUCAUAUAAUGAUUUAUUAAAUGAUCAAGCUUUUCUAAAUGAUAAUUAUCAUUAUUUAAAUGACAAAUAUUUUUCUGUUCUUAUUGUUCCAUUGUGUAAAGAUGAACAACUUUUAUAUAAAAUGAAAAAUAAUGAUUUACCAUUAUUAUAUAAUAUUCCUUUUAAUUACACUCUAGAAGAAUUAUAUAAUAAGGUUAAAUAUUCAUAUAAUAAAAAUAAUCAUAUAAAAGCAUCAAUAAUGAAAAUGAAUAGUUGUUUAAAGAUGGAAAAAAAUGACAUGAGCAAUUCAUUAUAUCAUAAGAAUAAAAACAUUGAAAGUCCUAAAAAGGAUAAUACUUUAAAUGGUACAGGCCAUAAUAUUGAUAUUUAUCAAAAUGAUGAUAAUAAUAAUAUGAAUGUUAAUGGUUGUAAAGGUAUUGACACUUGUUACAACCUUGACGAUAAAAUUAAUAUUAAUGGUAAUGAUAUUAGUAAUAAAUAUGCAAAUAGUAUGCUUAAUGAAUAUAAUAAUAAUAAUAAUAAUAGUAAUAGUAAUAAUAAUAUUGUAAAUGAUGAAGAGGAUAAUAGUUAUGAUGAUUUCCUAGAUAAGUUUAGUUUAUAUUUACCAUGCUAUAAUUUAAAAGAAGAAUGGAAUCCGAAAGAUAAUUUAGGAUUAGAAUUAAAAAGAGAUGGUACAUAUUUAUCAGAUUAUAUAAAAAAUUCAGAAGAAAAAAGACUUAUCAUAAUAUAUUUAAAUACGGUUGGUAUGGAAGAUGAAUUAUCAUUAGAUAUUAAAACAUUAACAUUUGUCGAUUUAGAAGAAAAAUAUGGUAUCGAUACUUGUUUAAAAUUAUUUUCAGAAGAAGAACAUCUAGAUGAAAAUAAUACGUGGUAUUGUAGUAAUUGUAAAUUACAUGUACAGGCAUAUAAAAAAUUAGAUCUAUUUCGUAUGCCUAUUAUAUUAAUAUUACAUCUAAAAAGAUUUAAUAAUACCAAUAGAUGGUUAAGAACAAAAAUUGAUUCAUAUGUAUAUUAUCCACAUAAAGAAAAAGAAUAUCUAAAUAUGGCACCAUAUAUAUUACCAGAUGGAUUAAAACAUAUGACCAAAUUAAAUCCAAAAUAUGCUCCACUCUAUGAAUUAAUUGGAGUCAAUUGUCAUACAGGUAGCUUAUGUGGAGGUCAUUAUUUUGCAUAUGUUAAAUUAAAUGAUCAAUGGUAUAACUUUAAUGAUUCAUGUGUAUCUACUAUUGAUGAAGCUGAAGUUAAUACAAAAAAUGCUUACCUCCUAUUUUAUCAGUUAAUAUCUCAUAAGAAUGAGAAAUUUUCAGGAUAUGCUCAAACCAGGAAUUUGGAUGAACAACAGGCAAUCCUUAUGGCAAACGCAAGUUAUUAUAAUUAA
Messenger RNA from Plasmodium gaboni, 3876 nucleotides. RefSeq names its product putative ubiquitin carboxyl-terminal hydrolase 2. Lineage: Eukaryota; Apicomplexa; Aconoidasida; Haemosporida; Plasmodiidae. The transcript has 3 exons. The record is from RefSeq and is a predicted model, not a curated record. Gene Ontology annotation, molecular function: cysteine-type deubiquitinase activity. The coding region runs from base 1 to 3876 and encodes 1291 amino acids. Gene Ontology annotation, biological process: protein deubiquitination.